Molecule: messenger RNA, 1628 nt
Organism: Silurus meridionalis
Lineage: Eukaryota; Metazoa; Chordata; Actinopteri; Siluriformes; Siluridae
Gene: traf3ip2b
Product: TRAF3 interacting protein 2b
Exons: 9
Coding region: 132-1364 (410 amino acids)
Biological process (GO): humoral immune response; positive regulation of canonical NF-kappaB signal transduction
Source: RefSeq, a predicted model, not a curated record
UGAUAAUCUACUGGUGGUGCAUUACCUUUACUAAACUUCUACAAUCUACAUAAAACACACACGCAAAGUAGAUAGACAAGUGCUCUGAUCAGUGCGUUGACUAUUCGCCCAUCCUCAACUCUCGCAGCCAUAUGGCUCAUCAAGGUCAAUAUCAGACAUCACUUAACUGUCCUGAGGAAAAUGAUGAGACAAUGAGUGAGGAAUUCCAGUCUGGACUUCUCCUGGCCUCAAAGGCCUCUACUGAUCAAUCCCUUGACCUAAGCAGGGUGGUGAAAGGACAAACAUUUAGCUACAAUCACAACCCUGUGCGGCCCAGUCCUACCCAGUCCUGUGUAAAAUUAAUCCAGAAUGAUAAAUUAAUAAGACCAGGCCAGCAGGUGUACCCCAACCAGGCUGAUAAUGACCAAAGAAGAGAUCAUGGCUGGCACUUCCCUGCGUACAGCAGAUGUCUUGGCGCAGGCCAAACAAGCAGUCUACCAUCAUACUUGCCUUCUUCUGAGGAACAGACUUACCUGGGGGCUGGCUGCAUUUUUCCGAGUUGGCAUCACUCCCAUCAAGGUACACACAGCCUCAGCCUUAACAGUCUGGAUCAGCCUGGAUCUCUGCAUACUUUUCUCACAACUGGAUCUUCUAUACACACCAAGCAGGUGAUGCCAUUCCCAAGCUUUUACUGUGGGUACCAUGGUCCAGUUCCAUUGCAUGUAGAUCCUCAGGAACACCUGAUUCCCAGGUCUGAAUAUGAACAAGGACGCAAAGAUACUAAGCAAUUAGGACAAAAACAUAGCACUAAAAAUGGUGCUGUUUCCAGCAGACCUGAGCAAAAAAGUCCCUGCAGCACAAAGCUUUCUAAGGAACAGAGAAAAGUGUUUGUCACAUAUGAGGUGGACAGUGAAGAUCAUCUUAAAGAGGUCAUCAAGUUCGUGGCCUUGUUAAGAAACAACGGCUUUGACACGCAUAUUGAUGUCUUUGAACAGCAGCUUUAUAGCAUCAGCAAGAUUGACUGCAUGGAAAGAUAUCUCAAUGAGAAAGACUACCUGAUUAUCAUGAUCAUUAGUCUGAAGUAUUUUAAGACAGUAACCGGAGCUGGUGUAGGUGUGGACUGUGAUGAAAGGACCUCAAACACUGUGUACAUCCACAAACAGCUUCAGAAUGAAUUCAUUCAGACUGGAUGCAGAAACUUCAGGGUAGUGCCGGUGCUUUUUCCCGGGGCUAAAAAGAGCUAUGUUCCCUGUUGGCUGCAGAACACACAUUUGUACAGCUGGCCCAGGGACUGGGAUGAUAUUCUGCGCCGACUCAUGCGAGUGGAGAAGUACAACCCGCCACCUAUUGGCCCGCUACCCACCAUCUUCUCCAUGCCUAUUUAACCAAGAUUCAUUUGAGACAAUCACAGUACAGCAGACUUGGACAAUUGUAUGAUGGGACAUCAGUAUAGAUACUGGUGUAAAAUAUUAUGUUUGGCAUCAUGUAGAAGAAAUAAAAAUUUGAGAUUAUUACGCAAGUUAAAUUUGCAUAUAAUAUGUAUGUACAUAUAACAAAUGCGCAUUGUAACAAACAAGUUGGCGAAAUGGUCUUCAAGAAAAAUGUCCACACGCUCAUUAAAUGAUUUAAUAAACAUAAACUGAAAUUGA